Messenger RNA from Ixodes scapularis (black-legged tick), 615 nucleotides. RefSeq lists its product as uncharacterized. The record is from RefSeq and is a predicted model, not a curated record. Bases 1 to 615 code for a protein of 204 amino acids. Lineage: Eukaryota; Metazoa; Arthropoda; Arachnida; Ixodida; Ixodidae. The transcript is spliced from 3 exons.
AUGGAGCUGGAGGGGCUGACCAGAGCUUUGCUUCACCUUGAGGAGCUGGGUCUCAGGGUGGAAGUGGUCGUGACUGACAGGCAUGUGCAAGUCAGUGCCUACAUGAAGCGGGAGCACCCCCUUGUCCAGCACCGUUUCGACCUCUGGCAUGUCAGCAAAGGCAUCAAACAGAAGAUUGUAGCUUUGGCCAAGUCGCCACAGCACAAGGCCCUAGCAAGGUGGCUGGACACCAUCACCAGACAUCUUUACUGGUGUGCCCGCACCAGUGACAACCAUGGGGACCUCAUCCUCGCAAAGUGGACAUCGAUCACACGACACAUCUGUGAUGUCCACCAUCACCCCAACUCGCUGCACCCUGCGUGUCUGCAUGGGGAAGUACAGGAUCGACUCUGGAUUGAGGAGGGAACCGAAACCUUCAAAAAGUUGGAAUCGGUGGUCCUUUCCAGUCAUCUCCUCCGGGACAUACCCAAGCUCUCCUCAGACGAGCAGACAUUUUCACUGGAGGCAUUUCACGGUGUUUUAGUUCACUUCGCUUCCAAGUCUGUUGGCUACUGCUACGAAGGACUGCAGGUAAGGUGGGCAUUGCAUUAUACAGGAUAUUGUCACGGGUGGUGA